Messenger RNA from Oxyura jamaicensis (ruddy duck), 2400 nucleotides. It is a transcript of the gene TUBE1, whose product is annotated as tubulin epsilon 1. The coding region runs from base 129 to 1556 and encodes 475 amino acids. Gene Ontology annotation, biological process: mitotic cell cycle; microtubule cytoskeleton organization. NCBI's taxonomy places the organism in Eukaryota, Metazoa, Chordata, Aves, Anseriformes, Anatidae. Gene Ontology annotation, molecular function: GTP binding; structural constituent of cytoskeleton. The record is from RefSeq and is a predicted model, not a curated record. The transcript is spliced from 12 exons. Gene Ontology annotation, cellular component: microtubule; cytoplasm.
UUCCACGCGGCCGAAGCCCCUCGGCGAGCCCAGCGGGUGGAACAUUCCACUGCGGAGAAAGGCGGGGGGAGGGGAAUGUACUGAUCGGCGCCGAGCUGCGAGGCGGCUGCGAGCCGCCUGUGGCGGCCAUGACGCAGUCGGUGGUGGUGCAGGUGGGCCAGUGCGGGAACCAGGUGGGCUGCCGCUUCUGGGACCUGGCGCUGCGGGAGCACGCCGCCGUCAACAAGAAAGGAAUUUAUGAUGAAGCAUUAAGCAGUUUCUUCAGGAAUGUAGAUACAAGAAGUGCUGGUGAUGGCCCUGAUAUUUACAAAGGAAAAAUCUGCUCUUUAAAAGCACGAGCGCUGUUGAUUGACAUGGAGGAGGGCGUGGUAAAUGAAAUUCUGCAGGGACCAUUGAGAGAUGUGUUUGAUAGCAAGCAGCUUAUCACAGAUGUUUCUGGUUCAGGAAACAACUGGGCUGUAGGUCACAAGGUAUAUGGCUGUCAGUACCAGGAAAACAUUGUGGAAAAGCUGAGGAAAACUGCAGAACAUUGUGAUUGUCUACAGUGUUUUUUUAUCAUUCAUUCUAUGGGAGGUGGGACAGGAUCUGGUCUUGGAACUUUCGUACUAAAUUUGCUUGAGGAUGAGUUCCCAGAAGUAUAUAGAUUUGUUACUGCAGUUUAUCCCUCUGGUGAAGAUGAUGUUAUUACUUCUCCAUAUAACAGUGUUCUGGCUAUGAAGGAGCUUAAUGAACAUGCAGACUGUGUGCUACCAAUAGAGAAUGAAUCUCUGUUUGAUAUAGUUAACAAAAUUCAUCAGAUGAUGAAUUCUGGGAAGCUAGGGUCAACUGUGAAGCCAAACAGCUUGGUAACAUCAAGUGCAGGCAUUACGAAAGCUGUACAGGAGAAGCCAUUUGAUGCAAUGAAUAAUAUCGUAGCCAACUUGCUGCUGAACCUGACUAGCUCUGCUAGGUUUGAAGGUUCCCUUAACAUGGAUCUUAAUGAAAUCAGCAUGAAUUUAGUUCCAUUUCCUCGACUUCAUUACUUGGUUUCAAGCUUGACUCCUCUGUAUACACUGGCUGAUGUUAAUGUACCUUCUAGAAGGUUGGAUCAGAUGUUUUCAGAUGCUUUUAGUAGAGAUCAUCAACUAAUUCAAGCAGAUCCAAAGCAUAGCCUCUAUCUUGCUUGUGCACUUCUUGUUCGAGGAAAUGUGCAAGUUUCAGACAUUCGCAGAAAUAUUGAAAGGUUGAAGCCUUCCCUGAACUUUGUCUCAUGGAAUCAAGAGGGCUGGAAAACUGGUUUGUGUUCUGUACCUCCUGUGGGCCAUUCCCAUUCCCUUCUGGCUUUAGCAAACAACACCUGUGUGAAACCAACUUUUAUGGAACUCAGAGACAGAUUUACGAGGCUCUACAAGAAAAAGGCUCAUCUUCACCAUUAUCUGCAAGUAGAUGGGAUGGAGCAAAGCUGUUUUUCUGAAGCUGUAUUGUCUUUGUCUGACCUAAUAGAAGAGUAUAAUGAACUGGAUGCCACAAAAGGUGGGCCUAGAACAGAUCCAUCAAGACUGAAGAUAGCUGUGUGAAGAAGAACUAUGACUUAAAAAGAAAAAAAAAAAAAAGAAAAAACAUACAAUCACUUAAUUUAACCAGAAUGAAUUGCGGAGUGCCUGUCUAUUUAUUGUCAUUCCAAAGUGAGACUGGGACAACUGUUACCUCAGCUCUCUGAGAAGUGUCAUGCUAAGUGACAGGUCCAGCCUGUAAGAAAGCUUUGCAGGCACCUAAUUAUGGUGGAUAUCAGUAAGAACACUCUUCCUAACUGUAGAAUAAAUUCACAUACCAUAUGUUGCAAAGAGAAGAAAGAGAAGUUGUAGCAGCCAAGAAGGUAAUUCUUCUCUCAGGCUUUCACCUUACGGUAAACUAAAGGCAGGGCUUUAGUUCAAAGAAGGAUCACUGUUGCUAGGCUUUUUAUUUUUUUAAACUGCAGCAAUGAAGAGAAGAAAAGUCUGCAUAUUCUUUUCUUAAACUUUGCGGACCAGUAGAAAUUUCAGAAUGCUCUAAGCUAUGUUCACAGCUUCAACAUUUUCACUUCCUUCUUGUAGCUGCAUUAGAGCAUUCUCAAUUGCUAACAAAAUGUGAAUUACAGAAAAUUCACCAAAAUGCAUUUUCUUUCAAGUUUUUUUAUACUUGGAAUAUUAACAUGUUAUUUUAAUGAUUCAUGUUUAUGAAUGCGGAGUUGCACUUGAUAACGAGAUAAUACAGUAUACCUCUAAAUAAGUGAAACAUGCAUAUAAUAAAGACUCUUUGGAGAAGAAAAAAGUUUAUAUGCUUUAAAGAAUGCAAGUAAGAUGUUGUGAUUACCAGGGUAAGUAGAUUUGUAUAUUUCAAUGGAAACUUUUACAAAAUAAAAUGUGCAGCUAUUUCCAAUUA